Molecule: messenger RNA, 1311 nt
Organism: Caenorhabditis briggsae
Lineage: Eukaryota; Metazoa; Nematoda; Chromadorea; Rhabditida; Rhabditidae
Exons: 7
Coding region: 1-1311 (436 amino acids)
Biological process (GO): protein phosphorylation
Cellular component (GO): nucleus
Molecular function (GO): ATP binding; protein kinase activity
Source: RefSeq, a predicted model, not a curated record
AUGAAGCAAGGCUGUUCGCCAUCUACCCAAGAGGAUCAGAAAAAAGUGAGAAGUUCACAAGGAAUUUCAGAUGAGAGGAUGACACAUCAUAAUGAGACAAAUGCUACCGCAUCGAAUGAAAUUUUAGAGAAUCUAUCAAUGAGCAAUAACGCUCAAGAAUCUUCAUCGAAUGCAGAAACCGCUUCAAAUCCUUCUCUUCCCGUAGAAUCUUCGACCACAAUGCCAGAGAUAAAUCAAUUAUUGCCUGAACAAGGUGACGAGCCGGAGAAUAUUGACAACAUUGGCUGUGUUCUGAAACUUUACAGUGGCGAUGAGUUUGUUAUUCGCGGAGUUUUUGGAAAAGGCCUUGCCAGUACCGUGUACAGCGUUGAACAUCAAAGCCGUUUCAAAUACGCGGCAAAAUUGUUUGUUGAGAGAGAUCCAGCAAUCCCUACGUUUCACGAACUGGUGGCUCUCCACCAAAUUGCCAUCGUCCCACACGUAAAUUUACUGUUAUUGCAUUUGGCUGGAGUGUUGAUUAAUCCACUCCCGGGUUUCUCAGGAGAAGUCUUCAUCACUGAAGAAUGUGGACCGUCUAUCAGGGACAUUAUGAAAAGCGCCAGGCUAGCAACCAAUGAGACACAUUAUCCUUCUUUCUGUUUGGAAAACGUUAGACAAAUUGGUUGUCAAAUUGGACGGGCAAUGGCUCAUUUGGAAAGACUGAAAAUCUACUAUCUUGAUCUCAAGACGGAUCAUGUCGUUUUUCUCAAACCAAACAACCGCUAUAGACUCCAAAGGAACCGAAUCCAGUCAACAAUUUAUAUGGAAGACAUCAGGGUCAAAGUUAUUGAUUUUGGAUGUUCGAAGAGCCAUGAGGAGCCUGGAGAGGAGAAAGAAUAUAGAUUAGUCCAGCCUACUCCCUUGCGGUCCCCAGAAGUAUUUAUGGGACUUCCAUAUAACGAAACAUCCGACGUCUGGUCGAUGGGAUGUCUUCUCGGCCAGAUGUUCACUGGAUAUUACAUCUUCUAUCCCACAAGUGGCACAACUGAACAAGAAAAAAUUCAGAGCCAGUUUGAGUGCACUUUCAACAGAUUGAGUGAACUCUUACCAAUGAAAAUGAUUCAGGAGUCUCAACGAGGAGGACACUGCACGCUCAACUACAACUUCUACACUCAGCGCAGAGCAUUUAAUAGGGAUCACUUGCUCAAUAUCAUUCGCAAGGACGCGGACAGGCCAGUCUACGAACUGCUGGAGUUUAUGCUCCGUUGGGAUCCUUCCAGAAGGCCAUCAUUUGACUACGUCCUUUAUCACAAGUUCUUCAGAAACAUCUAA